AUGGUUUAUAAAAUCACAGGAAGAAGCAUUCAAAAUGACUUUUUUUGAAGUUUUUGAGUAUUUAGGGGUUCUACAAAUUCUACCAAUUUUAUUAAAACCAUCAAAUUCUGACUUUAUGGUCCAUUGAUCUGAAUUUUACUUCAAAAAUGAAUAUUUUGCCCUGUUGGAUUUUUUUUUACAAUAUACUCAAGACUCACAAAAAAUGAUUCUUCUCCUGAUCAUCUUUCAAUUUUACCAGCCGAUUUUUCUAUCCAACUUUUUCAGACACCCAUCGAUACAUCGAAAUUGUCCGAGAAGGACAGGAAAGUUUACGAAGAAACGAAAGCGUUGGAAGCCCGUCUGAUCGCCCUGCAACACCGUGUCGCUGUCAAUAAGAUGAAGCUCGAAGCGACGCGAAAUUCCGACCCAACAGAUGUAAGUUUCGAAAGAAAAAUCUGUUUCUUGUCCUUUGAAAAUUGCCCUACUGAAAUUCCUUGCUGUCAAAAAUAUUGAAAUCUAUUGAAAACGCGAAUUUCGUGCGCUUUGAGCUUAAAGUGACGAGAAAUUCGGAUCCAAUAAAUGCAUAGUCAAUUCACGGCUGACUUAGGGCGCUAAGCAGGCGUGUCCUGUCUGCGCUCUAUGCUAAAUAGGCACUAUCUCUUCUUUUAUCGUGUCAGGACCCAUUUUUCGAUGGCAUAAGCUAGUCGUGGAUCAGCUGUAGGUUUCAAAAAAUAUCAAUUGGAGGUGUUUUUAAAAUCAAAAGUUGGAUUAUCCAGCUUCUGGAAAGUCUCUAAAAAAGCGAAAUCCGAAUUCUAGCACCUACUGAGAGUCAGUUUCGUCAAAAAUGAUGACUUCUUCCAAUUUUUUCCAAGAGCUUUUAGAAGGUUUUCUUGGCCAAUAGUCCAGCUGGAAAGUUUCUGAGAAUUUUAACUCGUAUGAACAAAGGUGCUCCACUGAUAAAAACCGAUCUUUUAGAAUACUUGAAGGAAUUCUCUUGAACUUUUCUUUUCAUAAAGCGCUCCUACCCGUUGAUUUUUUGUCAUUCCUUUUUUUUCCAAAAAUUAUUAUGCUUUGAAAAUAGCAGUCUAUGAGCCAUAUAAGAAAUUUUCGAAGCUCUAGUCCAAAAUUCAAAAUUUUCCGUUUUUCAGGCAAAUAAUUUUUUUCCUGGUCUAAUUGAACUUUUUUUGAAAUUUCAGAACAUUUUCAGAUGCUUCAAGGCGACACGGCUCGAGCACUGUCCUGGAUGAUUGCCAACAUGUCGAGAAUGGUCGACGAUUCCCCGAUGGACGUCAUGGAUGUCGUGCCCUUGGAUCGGGUGGUCGAGGAAAAAGUUUCUGAGGUACGAAAAGAAGAUUUUGAAGUUUGGAUAGAAAAGGCUCCGAAAAAGUUAUCAAGCUGGUCAAUUUGUAGCUUCUCUGGUCUGAUUUUAAAAUGGUAGAAUCUUAGCGGUCGCCAUGCAGUCGUAGUUCGAUUCUGAAUCUUAUCGAAUCGCUGAUUACCAUCCAAUUUAGUUACUAGACACGCGCAAGUCGCUUUAAGGUCGGGCGCACCUUUUUCAAUUAGUAUCAGCUCUUCUUUCAACAACAAAUAAGUUUCGGACGAGAUAUCUUGCUGAAAUAUUGCUCAAAGAUGUUUAUUGUACCAUUUUACAUCUUUUUCAUAGUUGCAUUAUACAAUACUGCAGAUUGUAGAUCAGUGGAAGACAAGUUUACAAGUUUUGGUUUCGUUCAGAGUAG
Molecule: messenger RNA, 1715 nt
Organism: Caenorhabditis auriculariae
Lineage: Eukaryota; Metazoa; Nematoda; Chromadorea; Rhabditida; Rhabditidae
Source: the annotation of a GenBank genome assembly